AUGCGUGCUCAGGGGCGGACAUUCACAAAAUUCUCAACCGCAAGCAUACUGAUCCUAUCAUGUCUCUUCUUCAUCCUCUAUUACCACCCCCUGAGAGAAGCAACACCAGAAAGCUACCCAACAUAUGAUCUAUCUAGAAAGGGAUUCCAGCUGGCGUCGCCGCGGAUCCCAGAGAAGAUCUGGUACAAAGUUGGACCUAAAGGAUUGAGCGACCAGUCAGAGGAAUGGCUGCACGAUUGUCUCCACAAAAACCCAGCGCAUAGCGCGCAGAUCAUGACCGACCUCACGGGCGAUCAAUAUGUGCAAGAUAACUUCGGCGAUCGGCCCGAUAUCGUCGACGCCUACCUUUCUCUCUCGGUGCCGAUUCUGAAGGCGGAUUUCCUGCGCUAUCUGCUUCUCUUCGUGGAAGGGGGCAUCUGGGCUGAUCUGGAUGUCUCGUGUGGGGAUGUACCCAUUAGAGAAUGGAUCCCCGAGACUAUGCGUGCUAAAGCUCGGCUGGUUGUUGGGUGGGAGUUUGAUGUGGGCUGGGGGGAGAAUUUCAUCCGGCAGUUUGAGAGUUGGACGAUUAUGGCGGCGCCUGGGUCGCCGCAUCUGUUCAUGGUUAUCAAUGAUAUUAUGGAGGGCAUUCGUCAGAAGACGGAGGAGUAUCAGGUUCCGGUUUCCGGGUUGACUUUGGAUAUGACGGGUGAUGUGAUCGACUUUACCGGGCCGAGGCGAUUGACUCGCGGGGUUUUGAAGAGCUUGGAAUUGGCUCGCAAUGAGACGAUCGAUAUGGCGAGUAUCUCGAAUCUUUUGGAGCCCGUUUUGCUCGAUGAUGUUUUGAUCUUGCCGGGGUAUUCGUUCGCUGCGUCGUCGAAUUCUUACAGCAAUGUGAAUGUGACUGGUCCUUCAUUGGUCCAGCAUCAUUAUGCCGGCAGUUGGAAGAAUCACAAUGGUGGUGAGAUCUGA
Molecule: messenger RNA, 948 nt
Organism: Penicillium psychrosexuale
Lineage: Eukaryota; Fungi; Ascomycota; Eurotiomycetes; Eurotiales; Aspergillaceae
Exons: 1
Coding region: 1-948 (315 amino acids)
Biological process (GO): protein N-linked glycosylation
Cellular component (GO): mannan polymerase complex
Molecular function (GO): alpha-1,6-mannosyltransferase activity
Source: RefSeq, a predicted model, not a curated record